Molecule: messenger RNA, 655 nt
Organism: Ziziphus jujuba (common jujube)
Lineage: Eukaryota; Viridiplantae; Streptophyta; Magnoliopsida; Rosales; Rhamnaceae
Product: large ribosomal subunit protein eL33y-like
Exons: 5
Coding region: 106-444 (112 amino acids)
Biological process (GO): cytoplasmic translation; ribosomal large subunit biogenesis
Cellular component (GO): ribosome; cytosolic large ribosomal subunit
Molecular function (GO): structural constituent of ribosome
Source: RefSeq, a predicted model, not a curated record
UCUCGCCCUAGAGCCACAUAUAAAUAUUGGGGUUGCAAUUAGGGUUUGGUCUCCGUCUUUGGCAGUCCCAGUUCAGAGUUAGAGAGCCACAACUUCAUUUCAACGAUGGUGAAGGGUCGCCAAGGAGAGCGCGUCAGACUCUAUACACGAGGAACCAUUCUAGGAUACAAAAGGUCGAAAUCGAACCAGUACCCAAACACGUCUCUGGUUCAGAUCGAGGGGGUUAACACGAAGGAAGAGGUGGGAUGGUACAAUGGGAAGCGCUUGGCUUACAUUUACAAAGCCAAGGUGAAGACGAAUGGGACCCACUACCGUUGCAUUUGGGGAAAGGUCAUUAGACCUCAUGGUAACAGUGGCGUUGUUCGUGCUAAGUUCAAGUCCAAUCUACCUCCCAAGUCCAUGGGAGCUAGAGUCAGGGUUUUCAUGUACCCCAGCAACAUAUAAGUUUGGCAGUUAUGCGACUUGUGUAGAUGCUAGAUUGGGCCGCAAGGGGAGGCGGUUGAGUUUUGCAUUUAUAAGUUGAGAACCCAUUUUCUAAGUCUGUACUAAAAAAUUACAUUAGCUGGCAGUUGUGCCGUUUGCAAUUUUUAGGAUGCAUUUUCCUGAUAUUUACCAUAGUUAUUGUUGGAAGUUUUGAAGGAAACACUUUUUUUUU